Molecule: messenger RNA, 2141 nt
Organism: Scylla paramamosain (green mud crab)
Lineage: Eukaryota; Metazoa; Arthropoda; Malacostraca; Decapoda; Portunidae
Product: solute carrier family 52, riboflavin transporter, member 3-B-like
Exons: 4
Coding region: 481-1794 (437 amino acids)
Biological process (GO): riboflavin transport
Cellular component (GO): plasma membrane
Molecular function (GO): riboflavin transmembrane transporter activity
Source: RefSeq, a predicted model, not a curated record
GAGGGCGAGGGCGACCAUGGGUUAUAUAUACAGGGCCACGCGGAGGGGCGAGCCAGUCAGAACGGGCAGACAGUCGUGGUGGGGGUAAUGUCAAGCUCUCUGGCCAUUCUCUUGACUGAAGUGCGCCAGUGAGGCCUCAUCGGUCACCGCGGCCUUAGUCUCUUUCCUGCCGCCACUCGAGGACUUCCACUCACGCUCUGCCACUCUGAGUAAUACCACCAAGUACCGUAAAUAUCAAGAGCAUAGCCUGCAUUGAUUUCACGCUCAUUUAUUCAAAGCCACGAGAUCAGAAUUUCAAGAACGCGUAAUUACUUGAGUCUUUUACGAGUCCCACGGUGCUCUGAGGCUUGGAGCGUCCUGCAAGUUACCAACGAGCUGUCUUCUGCCUCUGCCACCCCUGCUACACGUGCUGCCUCCUCCAAUCCUUCAUUCAGGUUUGGUCUGUUAAGUGAGCGGACCCCCUUGACGAGGCGAAUCAGGAUGACUGGACUCACUGGAGUAGACCGGCGGCCCCUCGUGGACCUGCUGGCGAUGAUAUUCGGCGUGGGCGCGUGGGUGGCUAUCAACGGGAUGUGGGUGGAGCUGCCUCUGCUGGUAUUACACCUGCCCGAAGGCUGGAAUCUACCCUCCUACCUCUCCGUCAUCAUUCAGGUGGCCAACAUAGGACCCAUCGCGUACUCUAUCUUGCGGAGUUUACGACCUGGCCUGCGUCCCGCUAAAGUUGUGUACGGGUUGCUGGCCCUCGGCAGCGUCGCCUCCCUCCUGCUGGCGCUGCUGUGGGACAAGACGUCAUGGAUUCACGGGGUGGAGCACUCCACUGCCCUGCUGUCCCUCGUGUUCUUGUUGGCGUUCGUCGACUGCACCUCCUCAGUACUCUUCCUGCCUUACAUGGCCGUCUGGCGAGAAAUUUACCUGUCAUCAUAUCUGGUGGGGGAGGGCCUGUCAGGGCUGCUGCCGGCACUUAUGGCCUUGAUACAGGGCGUGGGAGGGAACGCCAAGUGUGAAAAUGUCACUAUAUUGAACGAGACCUCCGGAUUCAACUACACUCAUCUAGAGCCUGUGACUCUGAACCCGAGAUUCUCCGUCACUGGAUUCUUUUUCUUCCUGAUGGCGAUGAUGGUGGCAAGCAGCGCGGCAUUCACCCUGCUGGAGCACCUGCCCGGCAUCAAGAGUGAGCGGGCCGGCACGCCCUCGCCAAACAACAGUGUGGAGGCGCUGGAGACCUCGCACUCCAACACUCAGCUCAUGAGCAACUACGGCGGCGUAAAAACAAUGACAGGAAACAUGUCGCCCUCCGUGUACUGGCUCAUGUUGGCGGGACAGGCGUGGGCCUGCAGCCUCACCAAUGGCGUCCUGCCGUCAAUCCAGUCCUUCUCCUGCGGCGCCUACGGGAACGUGCCCUUCCACCUUGCUGUGACUCUCUCCGCCCUGGCCAACCCCGUGGCGGCUCUCAUGACGCUGAUGCUGCCGCGUUGCAAGAGGUGGCUCCUAACGCUCAUGGGGGCUGUGGGCUCCCUCCUCGCUGCCUACAUAUUAGCCACUGCAGCCCUCAGCCCUCACCCCCCGCUCAUGGGCACCACCGCGGGGGAGGCCCUUGUGGUGUUGUCGUGGGUGCUCUUCACGGGGCUCAUGACCUAUGUGAGGGUGGAGAUCGCCAACCAGAUGCGUGAGGAGGGACAGAACGCGCUGUUCUGGUGUGGUGCCGUCACGCAGGUGGGCUCGGCCGUGGGUGCUGUCGUCAUGUUCGUGCUGGUCAACGUGUACUACCUCUUCACCCCAUACACGCCGUGCUGAGGGGCCGGCCGCCUUCCUCUGUACAUUGCCUCCUAGAAAUGUAUGCUUUUUAUCAGGGAGAUUCCUCCACAAUGCAAUUAUGUUAUUUUAGUGUGUGUGUUUGUGUGUGUGUGUGUGUGUGUGUGUGUGUGUGUUGCCUCGGCGUGAAUAUUAUGCGCGUGCGUUGAGUGUAUGAGUGAACUAGCUGAGGUUAGUAUUACACAUGUACGUAUGUAUGUUGGUGCGAGUAGUUAUGUGGGUACUAUGUAUAAGUGCCAAAGAGUUUAUAUUUAAGCCAUAUUUAUAUUUCAAUAUAGUUAUUAUAUGCUUUAUAUUUUAUUAAGAAUAAAAUGUUAUGUACAUACCAA